Molecule: messenger RNA, 1799 nt
Organism: Daldinia decipiens
Lineage: Eukaryota; Fungi; Ascomycota; Sordariomycetes; Xylariales; Hypoxylaceae
Exons: 4
Coding region: 161-1411 (416 amino acids)
Source: RefSeq, a predicted model, not a curated record
GCUGCAAGUAAUCCUGUCAUUACAGGAUUAUACCAUACAGAACGUGAGUUUUCUUGCAUUGGAUGAUGUCUCAGCCGGGCACCGAUAUACGGCGAAGCAAAGGCUUUCUUCCCUCAAUCCCGGCCCCAAUCGAAAGGUAACACAGCAUAAUAUAUCCGCUAUGUUCACUCUGCUGAAGAAACAAUCGCUUUUCAAGCUGCUCAACCCUAUAAUUUUGCUCAAUAACCACACACCGUACAUUCUAUUACGUGCUACUAUAAUCAAGAGAGGAUCGUCAAGGAAAAUUGACAUCAUGUUCAAAGCAACAAACAGUCAUCAGUUGAUGAUUGUCAUUUUCCCAGUUGUAGCCGUACUCGUUGCGACAAUUUGUGUCGUUUUGCGGUUCCGUGCGAGGCAGUUACAGCAACUAAAACUCAUGUGGGACGACUGGCUAUGUCUUGCCUCACUUAUAUUGACAUGGGCAUUCCAAGGAGUUAACCUCGCGGCUGUCUUUGCGGGAGGUGCCGGCCUUCCAAUAGCAACAGUUAUUAGCACCAACCCGAAUGCGUUGGCGACAUUCCUCAAGAUUGUCCUUGCGAACUUUUCGUUAUGGAUUGUGACCGUUACUAUCGUCCAACUCUCCAUUCUGUCCUUCUAUGUCCGAAUUUUUGGGGUUAACGCUGCCUUCCGCCGAAUAUGUUACGUCUUUAUUGCUCUCAUUGCGGCGUUUGGCAUUGCCGGUUUCUUCUCGGAAGUCUUUUCCUGCCUACCUGUCAGCAAAACAUGGAAUCCGUCAGAACCAGGUCAUUGCGUUUCCUCAAAGCCAUACUGUACCUCUAUUGGACUGAUACACUGCCUGUUCGACUUGGCCAUCCUUGUUCUUCCUUUGCCUCUGAUCUGGAACCUCCAGGUAGCGACACGAAGCAAGUUUGUCAUAUCCAUUCUACUGACGCUGGGCCUUAUAGCGACAAUAAUAUCUCUAUUAAAAAUAAGCUGCUUGAUUGAUUUGAGCGGUAUUCCUCCUGAGGAUGUAACUGGAAACCUGUGGCUGACCAUUCUACUCCAAACCCUGGAACUCCCUAUCGGUAUCGUUUGCUGUUGCGUUCCCAUCUUGAAGCCUGCGGUAGCAGGUGUUUCGCCGCUAUUUCGAUCCAUAGCUAGUCGCUUGUUGACCUACACGCAAAGGAGUCGCAGCACGACGAAUAGGUCACAAAGGUCGGAUUCAGGGUCUAAAUACCGUCAAGAUUCGACUGUUGGCUUCAGUCGUCUUGAAGAUGAAUCCAGCCAGGUUGAGCUAGGCAGCCUAGGCAGCCUAGGCAACAAGUUAUCUAUUCAGGCAGAGGGACACAAAAUCACACCAACCUUGGGAGCAGACCCCAAGUCCGAAAGAGCUAUCAACGUUACAAACUCCUAUACGGUUAGUAAACAAUGAAGAGAUGUGGCUACAGGAAUAGUGUGUAUUGCUGGCGUAUUAGGCACUUCAUGGUUUUCUAUGACGCUACUGGUGGCUAUAAUGAUGUGAAUAUAGGCGGUGAUAGUGGCUUGGGUGGAGGAAUUUCUUGUCUUCAUAUAAUUGUAUUAUUUCCCGCGCUUGUCAUUCAGAAAGCCAGUAUCGACGUGAAGUCAACAUUUGAAACUAAGUGACAUUUGAUCUUCCUCUACUUUGCCGCGGAAAGCGCCAGACUUCAGCCUAUAAUUGCCUACGUACUACCCAGGUGCAUAUACCAGUGUUUUGUAGAUAUAGGAGGUAGGCAGUGUUUGGGGAUCCAUAUACUACCUCUUAUAUGUAUCAGGGGCUAUAAUUACCUACCUAUGUACAU